Messenger RNA from Trematomus bernacchii (emerald rockcod), 3896 nucleotides. RefSeq names its product chondroitin sulfate synthase 1 (gene chsy1). Gene Ontology annotation, cellular component: Golgi cisterna membrane. The coding region runs from base 389 to 2788 and encodes 799 amino acids. The transcript is spliced from 3 exons. Gene Ontology annotation, molecular function: glucuronosyl-N-acetylgalactosaminyl-proteoglycan 4-beta-N-acetylgalactosaminyltransferase activity. Lineage: Eukaryota; Metazoa; Chordata; Actinopteri; Perciformes; Nototheniidae. The record is from RefSeq and is a predicted model, not a curated record.
CCUUCGCGAUCAGCGAUCCGGACGGUCCGAUAUUCUUCCGGCAGCGAGCAUGGGGCCGCUAUUCAAGGCAAAGGCGCUGCUUGUGUCGGUCGGUGAGGUGUUGCAGUGUGCCUCUGGUCGGUAGUGACGGACAGACGGACAGCUGGCUGAGCGGAGAGCCUCGGCACAACGGCUCAGGUGGCGACUUCAAGGCGACUGCUGUGAUGCUACGUAGGCAGCUGGAAGAAAUGGGAUUUCCUGCUAUGAGAGAGAGUCUUUGAGCCCGGAGCUUCGGACUUGCCUCUUCUAUUUUACCUUAUUUUUAACUGAGUUGGUUGGUUUGCUUUACAGACGCGGUGCUGUUCGGAUAGCUACAGAGGGCACUGGUCGCUUGGGGAAGCUUUGGGGAAUGGCAGGUCGAAGCCGAAGAGCCUGGUUUAGUGUUCUGCUGGGGUUGGUGGUCGGGUUCACGCUGGCUUCCAGACUCAUCUUACCCAAGGCGACCGAGCUAAAGAAAGCCGGACAGAAACGGACGGCGAACCCUGCAGGCUGUGGACUGAACGGGGGUCACAGGAAGGAAUACGACGGAGUACUAUGGCCACCGCAAGAUAACAGUUUACCGGCGACCGAGAAGCCUGAAUCCGGGUCCAAUCAUUUCCUGUUCGUCGGUGUGAUGACUGCCCAGAAGUACCUGAACAGCCGGGCCGUGGCGGCUCAUCGGACGUGGGCGCAGACAGUUCCAGGACGUGUAGAGUUCUUCUCCAGCGAAGGCUCUGACACCUCUAUACCCAUUCCCAUAGUGGCUCUGAAGAAUGUAGAUGACUCUUACCCACCGCAGAAAAAGUCCUUCAUGAUGCUAAAGUACAUGCAUGACCAUUACUUGGACAAGUACGAGUGGUUCAUGAGGGCCGAUGACGACGUCUACAUCAAGAGUGAGAAGCUGGAGAGCUUCCUGCGCAGCCUCAACAGUAGCGAGGCCAUCUUUCUGGGCCAAACAGGCAUGGGGGCCCGGGACGAGCUGGGUAAACUAGCUCUGGAGCCUGGGGAAAACUUCUGCAUGGGGGGGCCAGGGGUCAUCAUGAGCCGUGAGGUCCUCAAGAGGAUGGUGCCCCACAUUCGAGAAUGUCUACAGGAGAUGUACACCACCCAUGAAGACGUGGAGAUUGGCCGCUGUGUCAGGAGGUUUGCCGGGGUCCAGUGUGUCUGGUCCUAUGAGAUGCAGCAGCUCUUCUAUGAGAACUAUGAACCAAAUAAGAAGGGCUACAUACGAGAUCUCCACAACAGCAAGAUCCAUCGAGCCAUCACUCUCCACCCCAACAAAAACCCUCCUUACCAGUAUCGCCUGCACAGCUACAUGCUGAGCCGGAAGAUCGCAGACCUGCGCCACCGCACCAUCCAGCUCCACCGGGAGAUCGUUCAGAUGGGCCGCUAUGGAGCCAAUGAGCCCAGCCGAGAAGACCUCCAGCUGGGCAUGCCACCUUCAUUUAUGCGCUUCCACCCACGGCAGAGAGAGGAAGUGCUGGAGUGGGAGUUCCUGACGGGGAAGUACCUCUUCUCAUCAUCUGACGGGCAGCCGCCCCGCAGAGGCAUGGAUUCCUCCCAGAGGCAAGCCCUGGAUGACAUCAUCAUGCAAGUGAUGGAGAUGAUCAACGCCAAUGCCAAGACACGGGGGCGGGUCAUUGACUUCAAAGAAAUCCAGUAUGGCUACCGCAGAGUGAAUCCUUUAUACGGGGCAGAGUAUGUGCUGGAUCUGUUGCUGCUGUACAAGAAGCACAAAGGAAAGACCAUGACUGUGCCUGUGAGGAGGCACGCCUACCUGCAGCAGACCUUCAGCCAGAUCCAGUUCAGAGAGGAAGGGGAAAUGGAUGCCAGAGCUCUGGCCAGCCACAUCAACAAAGAUUCAGACUCGCUCUCAUUCCUGUCCAACUCCCUGAAAAUGCUGGUGCCCUUCAAGUUGGCCACCUCUGGCCAAGACCAGAAGGAGCCUAAAGAGAAGAAGGUCAACAUCUUAGUGCCUCUGUCGGGACGCUACGACAUCUUUGUGCGAUUCAUGGCCAACUUUGAACGAGUUUGUCUGAUCCCCAACCAGAACGUGAAGCUGCUCAUCCUGCUGUUCAGCACAGACAACAACACAGAGCAGGUGAAGCAGGUGGAGCUGAUGAGAGAGUAUCACAUGAAGUAUCCCCGGGCUGAGAUGGAGAUAAAGCCCGUCACUGGCUCCUUCUCCAGGGCUUUGGCUCUGGAAGUGGGUUCUCUGCACUUCUCCAACGAUUCUCUUCUCUUCUACUGUGAUGUGGAUCUUCUCUUCACCAGUGACUUCCUCAAGCGCUGUCGGACAAACACAGCCCCAGGAGAGCAAACUUACUUCCCCAUUAUCUUCAGCCAGUACGACCCCAAGGUGGUUUAUGCUGGGAAAGUCCCUAGCAACAACCAUUACGUAUUUACCUCCAAGACAGGUCUGUGGAGGAACUACGGCUUUGGGAUUGUCUGUGUUUACAAAGGAGACCUGGUCCGAGCUGGAGGCUUUGACACGUCUAUACAGGGCUGGGGGUUGGAGGACGUGGACCUUUUCAAUAAAUUUGUCCAGUCCGGGCUGAAGUUGUUCCGAAGCACAGACACGGGGAUAGUGCACGUUCACCACCCUGUCAUAUGUGACCCUAACCUGGAGGCAAAGCAAUAUAAGAUGUGCGUGGGCUCCAAAGCCUCGUCGCACGGCUCCAGCCAGCAGCUGGCCGAGCUGUGGCUGGAGAAGAACGAGCACGGCUUCAGGAGAGCGGCCAGCAAUAACGGCUCAGCGAGGGCAGCGUGAGGACAUCUGCCGUCUGUCCAGAACAUAACCCCUUUCUCACUGCGUGGGGUUUUCUUUACCGUAUUUAUUUUUUACUCACACGACAGACUUCACAUGGAUAUAUUUUGAAAGAAUAUGAAAAUAAACAACAAUACGCCAUGAUGAUCAAUUCAGACACAAUCUGGGUUCUAGUAUGGAAGUACAUGUUGUAAGUAAUGAUGGAAGGAAUAUUGUGUGAGCCUGUUACACGUGUGUCUGUGUUCUCAGUGUGUCCCUCAGUGACACACACCGGGGCAGAGCAGCGGUCCACUCUUGAUUGUGAAUAUUUACAAGAGAGAGUCUCAGACAGAACUCAGAUCUCAGCUAUCUCAAUCAUUAAUAAGGGCCACCUUUUCUUUGUAUUUGUUUUUAUAGGAUGGUAAUAAACACAACACUGUUACUGUUUAUCCUGGAGUCAUUUUCUAUGAACCCAACUGCUGGAUUUUAUAUCUGCAAUUCAUCGUUUGCUGUCUAAUUUAUUGCAUUUGCCGGCUCAUCGCUUCUCUUUGACUGUUGAAAUAUGUAUAUUAGAAAGAUUGUAUGACCAUGUCAGCUGUGGGGUGCUGGUUUUCAUUUUCCUUUUGUUACACUCAUUAUCACCAAAGAGUUUUGCACAGUCUGCUUUAGGUGCAUGUGUGUGCGUCUGUGUGUUCUAUAGGCACUAACGUGACACUGACUGUGUAUUAUUAUUAUUGUUAUUAUUAUUAAUAGUAUGUAUGUUAUUAUUGUUAUUAACAGUAAUAAUGAUAAUAAGUGAGCAGGCCUAUGUGAUGGGUGAAGUGUUCCGCCUUUAAUGCAGCGGCUGAAAUGUGAGCAGCUGUGUCCCACAUCAUGUCUCUAAUUUGUAAAUGUGUGUGUGAGUGUGUGCUCCGCCUGUCAGUGUAACACUCCGUUGAUUUAAUGCUCCUCAUACAGCAUAUGAACAUGAAUGGCUGACUUUUAAGACUGUUGUUACAGGGUGAAUGGCUGUAUUGUCCUUAUUUUUAUUUAAUUUUCUUGGACAUUUUUGUAUUUUUUGUUCUUUCAACUAUGUCCAAGUGGGCAUGGUUUUCUAUUUAAAAAAAGAAAUAAAAUGGGGGAAAAGUAUUCA